This is a messenger RNA of Rhizopus microsporus ATCC 52813, 986 nucleotides long. RefSeq lists its product as uncharacterized. The coding region runs from base 374 to 946 and encodes 190 amino acids. The transcript has a single exon. Lineage: Eukaryota; Fungi; Mucoromycota; Mucoromycetes; Mucorales; Rhizopodaceae. The record is from RefSeq and is a predicted model, not a curated record.
UUCUUCUUUAUUUUCUCACUUUACAAUAAAAAUGAUUGAAUUAUCCAGCUUUUUAAUACCCAACUCAGCUGGUCGUCAUAUCAACCUACUUAAUGACAACAAUCAUGACUUUCAACCACCGGAUUCUCGUUCCGACGUGAUGAAAACAAACUCACAAAAGAUUAUCAGUGAAGAUGGAAAACGCAGGUAUGCUUGUACUGCACCUGGUUGCAAUAAAGUAUUCACUACAAGGUAAAACAUAUUUAACUACUUACAAAUGAUUAAACUAUGAUUUAGCGGUCAUUUGUCAAGACACAAUCGUAUUCACACAGGGGAAAAGAACUUUCCAUGUCUCUUCCCAGGCUGUCAAUCAAGGUUCUCUCGUCAGGAUAACAUGAUGCAGCAUUACAAAACACACAUGUCGAUAAGGACAAAAAGAAGAAAAUCGCCUGUAGUGACAGACAUUACGUAUCUAAAACCAAAGUUAUAUGCACAUCAUGAAAUUGAUUCAAAUUCUCUUGAUCGUCCAUUGACCAUUGAUCAGCAUUUACAUGUAUACCGCAUAAAUAAGCAAGUACAAAACCAUCCCUUGAAAUACAACAUGCCUGAGCCCUUAAGCUCAGUGGCUGCAGAGCGUGUGUCGAGACGUAUGAGUAUCAAACCAGAUGAACAGCCAUCUACUAGUUUACAUCAACAAAAGAAAAAUUUAAGUAGGCUGACAUUCUAUGAGCAUACCACUCUUAGCUAUCACAAGGAGCUGAGUAAGCUUCCUUAUCCGUUCACUCUCCUACAUCCAGAUAAAAAACAAGAUGUACAGCAACAAAAAGAUCAUUAUGUAUCACCUGUACUAAACAAGCGUGCUAGAAACGAGUCACCUCCAAAGGAGCACCACUCAGAGCAAACGCAAUUUAUACCACCUACAUUUAGCGGAUCUCAUUUGGCAUACAUAACAAGUACACUUGAUUAAGACACGUAUCUAAUAAACAUACAUCAAAAGAUUUAUAAAU